UACUUACCUUAUUUCAAGCAAAAAGAUUAUUUUACAAUAUUUUUUUAAAAACUAUUAUCACCUUCUCACCAUUACCCAUAGUGCAAAAAGGGGUUGCGUCACUAACACAAACACAAACGAGCUCGCGAUCGCGCACCUAGCGCACAAAGAGACGAACGCACGAGCGAGCGAACCAGUCGAAAAUUAGUUUGCGCGAGCGCAGUCUGCACCAACCUGCGUACAAACUGUCCGUGCGUUUAAGUCGAUCCGGAGACUGCUUCUAGCAGACACAUUACGCGACAUUCGCCGCUGCCAUCGUCAGCACUCCUUCUUCUCCAUGUCCAUGUACGGAUGAACCAGCCCGACGAUAACCUUUCACAGCAACUCCGUGCAAAUGGCAGUUUGGGGGUGGAAACGAAAAAUUAGUGCAAAAAUUAUACAACCAACCGGAUGAACCGGCCAUCAUAAGUGUGUGUUUUGCUCAGUGCUCGAAAAUACGUUUUCGAAACGAAAAAAAAAACAAAACGCUGCAGGAGAACGAGUAAAGAAAGUGAAAUAAUACCCCCAAAUUACGCUCUUUCAUGUGGGCGAACGGAUGAAAAACAACAGAAAAAUCGAAAGUUUUCCAUUCCAAAGCGCCCGAAGGCAGUGUUUUGCACGGAACGAGUGACGACAAAAAAAAACCGAAGCAUAAAUUCGAAAAUAAAUAGUACGUUCGUACAGUGCGAAUGAUAUGCGAAUCGGACCCACCGUUGUGAAGAUGAUCAUCAGCCAACAAGCCAAUACAUAAUGUUUCAACCGCGUGACAAGUGACAGGCAAAAUGUGCCCAUUGGCGUAAAGCAAGCGAAAAGCAAUGCGUGAGCAGAGAGUUGAACAGAGCAAAUCCCACAUUCGCCAUACGAAGUGAUCACACGAUCGAGUUAACAAGGUGCAUGUAAAGUGUUUCUCUGUGCGUGUGCUUGUGCAUGAAUGUGCCAUCCGAGUUGGGGACCGUGGCGUCGAAUUACCCGUGCUAGUCAUACACGUUCAAGUCUUUCCGAAUGAAAUAAUAAUCCCCAAAACUGUUCCCCAGCCCGUACAGUGGACGCGUGCCGUUAACCAAACAUGACUGUUUCGUAUUCAGCGGAGGUACCGAACGGUAGCAAUUUUGGCGUAUUUUGGCGCAUUUUAUGGAAAUGGCGUGGUAGUGUAUAUAAAGCCGUUUGGCGGGAACUCUUGGCAUAUCUGCUAGUCUACUAUACACUUAAUUUCACCUACCGUUACGGUCUCAGCGAAGAUGGUAAAAGAGUAUUCGAAAGAAUCCGUACCUACUUUGGCCAACAACGUGAAACUGUACCACUAUCGUUCGUGCUCGGCUUCUAUGUUAGCUUGGUAGUGAAACGCUGGUGGGAACAGUACCGGAUGCUACCAUGGCCGGACACACUAGCACUGUUCGUGAGCGCAGCCAUCCAGGGAAACGACGAAACUGGACGGCUGAUGCGACGAAACAUCAUGCGCUACAUGGUCCUGUCGUACGUGAUAACGCUGCAAAAGAUUUCGCUCCGCGUUAAGCGACGAUUCCCCGGCUGGCAGCAUCUGGUCGAUGCUGGCCUAAUGCUCGAAAGUGAGCGCAAAAUUUUCGAGAUUAUGGACGCUAAAAGCCCCAUGUCCAAGUACUGGAUGCCGCUGGUGUGGGCUACAAACAUCAUUAACCGGGCACGCAAAGAUCAACUGAUCCCGUCGGACCAUAUCGUGCAGACGCUGCUAAUGGAGCUGUCCGACAUCCGGCGACGGCUCGGUGGUUUGAUCGGUUACGAUACCGUGUGUGUGCCGCUAGUCUACACACAGGUCGUGACACUUGUGCUGUACUCAUAUUUUACCGCAGCCAUUAUGGGUAGUCAAAUGAUCCCGACAUAUGAUGCCGCAACAGGCACCUACCAAGAGCUGGAUGUGUUUUUCCCUCUGUUCACGGUGCUACAGUUUGUGUUCUACGUGGGAUGGUUGAAAGUGGCCGAGGUGUUGAUUAACCCCUUCGGCGAGGAUGAUGACGAUAUUGAGCUGAACUGGCUCAUUGAUCGGCACAUUAAGGCAUCGUACAUGAUCGUGGACGAGAUGCAUGACGAGCAUCCGGAGCUGCUGAAGGAUCAAUACUGGGAGGAGGUCGUACCGAAAGAUCUGCCGUACACCGUUGCGUCCGAACAUUACCGUCGGGAAGAACCGAAGGGUUCGGCCGAACAUUACAAGGUGAAGGAGGCGGAUGCAGUCUACGCAAACAUCGGUGCCGUUGGUGGCAAGCGUAUGAUGAACGACGAGAUGUAUGCGGAUUAUGAAAGCGUGGACACUCCAAUGGCGGAACGCCGUAAGGGAUGGUUGGGGAAGGUUAGCCGAAUGGGAUCGGGACGAAGUUCCUCCACCGCAUAUUCGUCCGGAGGUCUUUUUGCACGCAAUCGACACAAUUCCGUGUACUCUAGCCCAGAGGCAGGUCUCGGACAACCGAUUGUCACUGGUGCUCCUGCACCGAAGGUGAGCCUGUACGAUCGAUUCGUAAACCGGAAGUCUGGUCGCCAUGCGAGGCAAAUUAUUAAGCAAAAUUCAAAGCUCAGCCUCAACGGAUCGGUUAUAUCGAACGUACCGCAAAAAGCACGUCCACGAAUACCGACACCGGACGUGACGAAGGAAAGCCGUGUCGCGCCACUUGGUACAAUGACGACCAGUACCGCAAACAUUGCAUCUGGUGUUGCACUGAUGGCAACACAGCUGGCAAACAAUCCCUCCAUCUAUCCGGCAUCCACGGCCACUCUUAACAACAACGAAGUUCCGGUAGUUGGAACACUCCUGCUAGCACCGAUCAAAGAGCUAGAUUCUAGCUCGACCACCAACACUUUACACUCAGGCCAGUCGGCUACGGCUUCGCUGGCUAAAUCAAUUUUACCUACAGCGCUCAAGAGUUCCGAGCAAACGUUUUCACGCUCUCGUCCCUACUUUGCAGUGUCGCCGUUUGGCAAGGAUGGCACAAAUCUGGAGCUCACGCUCACAAACUCAUCAUCCCUAGGUGGAUCACCGAAUCCGCUCGGGGCCAACACCGUCAUCGUACUGCCGGCAACAACUACCACCACGGUGGCAGUUUCCGCCAACGGUACCACAGUAACGGGUACGAUCCCGAUCACGACUGGAACGGGUCGAGCGCUUGACACAACCGACACCAGUCCCGGUAUACGAAGCUCUUCGCUAGCACCGGGCGGAGUCCUGGUACCGAAAACGGACGCCCUGCUACCCAUUUCACUCACCUCCCUUCCGCUGUCGUUCACGGUAACGCCGGUUACGAACACUAGCAGUAAUAGUACGACCACCACCACAACGACCGGUGGUACGAUCAUUACCGAGCUGCCGUGUGACGAUGGUGAGAUCAGUACCAGCGUAACGAUGAGCAAUGAGAAAAAUCGUCCACCACCAUCCGCCAGCAAUGCGGACAGUUCUUCCUCAGCCGCAUCGACGCUAAGCAAACGUAAGCCAAAGCAUGGCGAGGUUUACGUUUAGGUUGGCCCAGCAACAGCUGCAGGGAUUGUACCAAUAGCCAAGGCAAAGGUAGCAAAUUUGUAACACGGAAUUCGGCGUUUCGCGCGUAGAUGCAUUCACGUGAAGAGAGAUGUGCCAAUAACUAUUUUCCUAUUUCCUAAAUCACCGCAACAAAAUGGACCGCCCGUGCACCGGCAGGCAACUUACAACUGUCCCCCUAAUAGUGCUGUGUAUUUGUUCUAGUAAUCAUUGAUACAAAGUAUUGUUUGUUUUGUAAGGAAAGUAAGUUUACAACUGCGCGUAGUCGAUGAUAAUCAAGCAGCUAGUUUUGUGUUUGUUUUUUUAUCUUAAUCAUUAGUUACACUUUUGAAACGUAAAGCAUGGUAAAAUGAUAUGGCGAUGCGCAAAACGAUUCCGUCCGUGUUUAAACCUGCGAUUGAAGCAUUUUAUGAAUUUUAAACGUACUGGUACGCGUGUGUUACCAUGUAAAGCGGUAUGAGGUCAAACCGAUUUGUUUUAGGCACUACACAUUUUACCGCCCCUUAUCGAACCCUUUUCUCUUCCUUGGCUGUUCCCAGGGAAGAGGAAAACCAAUUUCGGUAAUGUUUAGCAUUUUUAUAAAGAAGUUACUAGCAUUCUACGAGAACUUUUAUAAGGAGUUACUGUAUAGGGAUAAAACAAAUUUUAAAUAAACGUGAUCAUGAUAUUUUAA
This is a messenger RNA of Anopheles funestus (African malaria mosquito), 4187 nucleotides long. It is a transcript of the gene Best2, whose product is annotated as bestrophin-2. The record is from RefSeq and is a predicted model, not a curated record. NCBI's taxonomy places the organism in Eukaryota, Metazoa, Arthropoda, Insecta, Diptera, Culicidae. Gene Ontology annotation, molecular function: chloride channel activity. The coding region runs from base 1085 to 3496 and encodes 803 amino acids. The transcript is spliced from 9 exons.